AUGGCUUCGCAAUCCCGUUACUACGCCCAGCCGUCCAAGGCCAUCCGAUUUGCCGAGUCCUUGCUUGUCAGAGCGGGCCUCACCAAAGACCAUGCCAACUUAAUGGCACACUGCUUGGCGCAAGCCGAUACACGUGGAGUGGAUACCCAUGGCUUGGCAAGGCUCCAACAAUACAUGAAGCGCGUGUCCAGCGGUCUAGUCAAUGCGAGACCCAACCUCCAAAUUUCCGAAAAGACCCCGGUCGCCGCCCACCUGGACGGCGACAACGGCUUCGGUUUUAUCGUCGCUUCAACGGCGAUGAAGGACGCCAUCCGCCGCGCCCAGACCUACGGCAUUGGCAUCGUGACUGUCAGCCACUCUAAUCACUUUGGCAUGGCCGCCACCUACGUCCUGCAAGCGCUGGAAGCCGGCAUGAUUUCUCUGGUGUUUACCAAUUCGGCGAAGCAGAUGCCUCCCUUUGGCGGCAAGGAGACGUUGUUAGGUAUUUCGCCGUUUGCAGCCGGUGCGCCAAGUGGGAAAGAGGUCCCAUAUAUUCUGGACAUGGCGCCGUCGGUAGUCGCGAAGGGCAAAAUCAGAAAGGCGGCGCGAAGGGGGGAGAAGAUUCCGCUCGGGUGGGCCUACGACAAGGAUGGAAAGCCUACCGAGGACGCCGAGGCUGCGCUAGACGGGAGCAUGGCGCCCAUCGGGGGGCCCAAGGGAUCUGGCAUCGCCAUCCUUAUGGACAUCAUGUCCGGUGUGCUUUCCGGAGCGGAAUAUGGAGGUCAAGUAGGCGAUCAGUAUAAGGAGUCCCGACCGCAGAAUGUAGGACACUGCUUCAUCGCUAUCAAGCCGGACGUGUUCAUCAGUCCUGAACAGUUCCGGGCGCGCAUGGAUACAUUGGUGCAGCGCGUCCACGGCGUUCAGCCGGCGGAUGGAUUUAGUGAGGUUCUGUUCCCGGGCGAGCCGGAGCACCGGAUCGCGCUUGACCGUAUGUCCAAGGGUAUCCCAUACGCCGAGGCAGAGAGGGCGAUGUUUGAUGAUUUGUCCAAGGAGUAUGGUUACCUAGCCGACCUGGGGAAGCCGGACCAAACCUUCCAAAUCUUGGAAGCUGCUCGGCAGGGUGGCCACGCCAUCGGAGCAUUCAACUGCUACAACGAAGACGGAGUAAUAGCCGUCAUCCGUGCCGCUGAGCAAUGCAAGUCCCCUGCUAUAAUACAGCUCUUUCCCUGGACAAUGGCGUUCCAGGGGCCCGCAUUCUGCAAAUACGUUGUCGAAGCUGCGCACACAGCCAAGGUACCGGUCGCUGUCCACCUAGACCACUGUAUCGAGCCUGAAGAUGUCGAGCUCGCGCUUACCCUCCCGUUCGACUCCAUUAUGAUUGAUGCGUCGAUCAAGGAUCCAGAGGAGAACAUCGCACAAUGCAAGAGGAUUGUGCAAAUUGCGAAUGCUAAGGGAAUAACCGUGGAGGCUGAGAUGGGUCGGAUCAAUGGCGGGGAGGAUGGGCUGCCGGCGGUGGAUUUAGAGAAUAUUCUAACAGAUCCAAAGGCUGCGGGAGAUUUUGUUACAGAGACGGGGGUUCAGUUUUUGGCGCCGUCCUUUGGGAACAUUCAUGGUAAUUACGGACCUGGAGGGCCAGAGAAAUACUGGAGACUGCCAUUGCUAGAACAAGUCCGGGACGUAGUUCCCGAGAUUCCUCUUGUCCUCCAUGGCACCCACCAGGUCAGCCCAGAGCUCUUCGUGGCCGCCCGCAGGGCUGGAAUGACCAAGAUCAACCUAAACCGAACAGUGCGGGACGACUACACCGCUUUUAUGGCGGAUAAUUCGGGAAAGCUCGAACUCACCGAGCUGAAGACCAAAGCGGUUGAAGUGUACACGAAAUCCAUCGCCGGGGCUAUGGAGAGCUUCUUGGGUUCGGCAGGAAAGGUCUCUUGA
This is a messenger RNA of Scedosporium apiospermum, 1911 nucleotides long. RefSeq lists its product as uncharacterized. Gene Ontology annotation, biological process: carbohydrate metabolic process. NCBI's taxonomy places the organism in Eukaryota, Fungi, Ascomycota, Sordariomycetes, Microascales, Microascaceae. The record is from RefSeq and is a predicted model, not a curated record. Bases 1 to 1911 code for a protein of 636 amino acids. Gene Ontology annotation, molecular function: oxidoreductase activity; aldehyde-lyase activity; zinc ion binding. The transcript is spliced from 6 exons.